GAAAAAUGGCGGUGUGGUGACGCGGCGUGAAAAAGAUAGAGAAGAAACGUGAUGGGGGAGCGCUACCUGUCCCUGUAAGCCCUUACCGUUACCUUACCGUUAAUGUCGUUCCGUUAACGGUGGUCACCACCUCACCACAAUUAAGGCUUCCACACCCAAACCCAAACCCAAACCCAAUCCUUCUCCCUCCGAUUCAACUCAGUUAUGCACACCUCGUCACUCCCACUCCCACUUCACUCACUCCUCGCCGUUGAUUUCAUCCCAACCCUCUAGAUCUGAUCUCCACCGUUCCCGCCAUCGCUCAUGUCAUGUCGCUGCUCGCCUCUCUAAUCGGUGGGUUCAAAUGGCUGCUUCUGUUGUUAUCUUGCUUCCUGUGCUUUGCUGCACGUGCUAGUGCUACAACACUGCGACUCCAACCACCUUCUUUCUCUCCGGCUCCACCACCGGUUGUUCUUGAUGAUCUCCCACUACCGGCAAAUGCGCAAGGGGUGAACCAUAGCCAUUUGCCUGCUCCUAUUCCGUCACGUGCCAAUUUCACAAAGAAUAUUGCUCCCAUGCAUCCCAUUGCUGAUGCAAUUCCCUCUGCUCUCGCCCAGCCACCAUUGUCCCCUUCUGCUUCUGAUUGUUGCAAACAAGACAUGGUGUGGAAACGAGGGAGUGAAGUUUGCCACUGUGCUUAUCCAGUAAAGCUAGACUUGCUUCUUUUGAAUGUCUCUCAAAACCCCAACUGGAAUGUUUUUCUCAAUGAUUUGGCUAUCCAACUUGGGCUCAAGACUACCCAAAUUGAGAUUGUUAAAUUUUAUCUACUCAGCUUAUCCACGUUGAAUAUAUCCAUGGAUAUCACUCCGCAUAAAGGGAUUGGUUUUUCUGCAGAUGAAGCGGCUAAAAUAAACUCGUCACUUUUACUGCAUAAGGUCCAAUUGGACCAUAGAUUCGUGGGUGACUACAAAGUCCUCAAUAUAACCUGGUUUAAACCUCCACCUCCUUCUCAAGCCCCUACAAUUGCUGCAUCACCUACGGAAACUCCUCAGAGACGAGCACCUACAACUACGUUAUCAAGUACUUCAGACAAAGGAAGGCAUUCAAAUUUGCUUCUUAUUCUUGGAAUUGUUACUGGCGUACUCUUCAUUUCCAUUGUAUGUGUACUUAUACUUUGUUUAUGCACAUUGCGGCCAAAAACAACACCGCCUCCCACAGAAAAUGAAAAACCAAGGGUGGAAAGUGCAGUUCCAACUUUUGGCUCGCUUCCCCACCCAACCAGUACACGCUUUAUUGCUUAUGAAGAACUUAAAGAAGCAACAAAUAAUUUUGAACCAGCAAGUGUACUUGGAGAAGGAGGUUUUGGUAGAGUUUUUAAAGGUGUCUUAAAUGACGGAACUGCUGUUGCAAUUAAGAGACUUACUAGUGGAGGGCAACAGGGUGACAAAGAAUUUUUGGUUGAGGUCGAGAUGCUUAGUCGGUUGCACCAUCGUAACCUUGUAAAACUAGUGGGAUACUAUAGCAAUCGUGACUCAUCACAAAAUCUACUUUGCUAUGAGCUUGUCUCGAAUGGAAGUUUGGAGGCCUGGCUUCAUGGUCACCUGGGAAUAAAUUGCCCUUUGGAUUGGGACACCAGAAUGAAGAUCGCCCUUGAUGCUGCAAGAGGACUUGCAUACCUGCAUGAAGAUUCACAGCCAUGUGUUAUACACAGAGAUUUCAAGGCAUCCAACAUAUUGCUUGAGAACAACUUUCAUGCUAAAGUUGCAGAUUUCGGUCUAGCUAAACAGGCACCUGAAGGCAGGGCUAAUUAUCUAUCUACUCGAGUCAUGGGCACAUUUGGGUAUGUAGCUCCUGAGUAUGCUAUGACCGGACAUCUACUCGUAAAAAGUGACGUUUAUAGCUACGGUGUUGUCUUGCUGGAACUGUUGACCGGUAGGAAACCAGUGGAUAUGUCACAGCCAACUGGACAAGAGAACCUAGUUACUUGGGCAAGGCCAAUUCUUAGAGAUAAGGACCGAUUGGAAGAACUUGCUGAUCCAAGGCUUGGGGGAAGGUACCCAAAGGAAGAUUUUAUACGUGUUUGCACUAUUGCUGCAGCCUGUGUUGCUCCUGAAGCAAGCCAACGACCUACAAUGGGUGAAGUGGUACAAUCACUUAAAAUGGUGCAACGGAUCACAGAAUCCCAAGAUCCUGUGUUGACCUCAUCCAAUACACGGCCCAACCUGAGACAGUCCUCUACCACUUACGAAUCUGAUGGGACAUCUUCAAUGUUUUCUUCUGGUCCAUACUCUGGUCUAAGUGCCUUUGAUUAUGACAACAUUUCGAGGACGGCUGUUUUCUCUGAAGAUCUUCAUGAAGGGCGAUGAAAGUACUUGGAAAAGCAAGCUAACCACGAAUAUGCACCCAUAGGUUUUCACACCACAAACUAGAGAAGUUGUUUCUUUCGCGUAGCUGAAGGUGGAACCAUAACUGGUGGUGUUUUCUUGCAAGUGGUUGAAGGUUUCUUGGUGUUGUUGCUGAUUACAGAGGGGAUUAUUCAAUAGUCGCUUUUGCCAUCCUCCUCGGUAAAUCAACAUCUGUUUUCCCCUACGUGACAGUGUUUCCACGUGUGGAUGAAAUUUUGUAUAUAUGUGUAUUCUAGUUUGUUUUUCCAGAUUGGCCUCAAAAGCCUUUUUCAUUAUAAUAUAUUUAUCCGCAUAGCUUCACGGUCAUCAAAUUCAACGACGCAUAGUAUUGUUAACAGCCAAUGGCAAGUCGGGCUCACUAUUAUUCCACGAGAAACCAACGCCCCUGUUGAGUUUUUGGUUUAAAAAGGAGUGCAAGUAUUGAUAUCAAGAAAGUUUAGGUGCACUGAUUUUGAGUGACACCAUUUUUUCCUUUUCUCAGGGGGUUCA
This is a messenger RNA of Cajanus cajan (pigeon pea), 2873 nucleotides long. RefSeq names its product receptor-like serine/threonine-protein kinase ALE2. Gene Ontology annotation, molecular function: protein kinase activity; ATP binding. The record is from RefSeq and is a predicted model, not a curated record. NCBI's taxonomy places the organism in Eukaryota, Viridiplantae, Streptophyta, Magnoliopsida, Fabales, Fabaceae. Gene Ontology annotation, biological process: protein phosphorylation.